AUGAAAAUCUACCUCUUGAUUCCUGUGUUUGCAAUAAUAAUUGCUGACGUAACAGCAAAAAAGAAAUAUGCAAGAGAUGAGUCGGAUGAUUAUGAAAGUACGGAACAAGACAGUUCGAAAGCAUUCGAUUUAAGGGGGACCUUAAGACAACACUUCGGACUGAUUGCGUCUUUGCGGGACCCAGACGAAAACGGCGUGUGCUCGCCGAUAUCCGCGCUACUCCCCCUGGGCAAGUUGGCCCUGGGUGCACAAGGUGCCGGCCUGAAGGAACUUAACAAAGCCAUUGGGGUGUCAUCCGAUGACGAACUCGACGAAGACUAUUCGGACGAACAUUCAGAGUCGGUGUUGGAGAAACACUUAUCCGAUCUGAUCGAGAGCCUGAGGGAUCUCGAGGGGGUUACGUUGGAUGUGGCGAGCAGAUUAUACAUAUCCAACGACAAGAGACUUUUUAAGAAUUACACGAAAGCGGCGAAGAGGAUCUUUAAGACCUCGAUAGAGAAAGCUGAUUUCAAUGAACCUAUUACAGUGGCGAAAAGCGUCAACGAUUGGGUGGCAUUGAAAACUCACGGAAUGAUUCCUGAAAUAAUAUCGCCGCAAGAUGUUUCACCUAGAUCUUCGCUGCUUAUUGUAAAUGCCAUAUAUUUUGCGGGCAAAUGGGAACAUCCUUUUGGUGAAGUGGCACCAGGCACUUUCUAUUCUCCGAAACGUGAUAAGAAAGUUUUUAUGAUGACUAAUACCGCGUGGUACUAUUACAAAGACAGUAAAACAUUAUCCGCCCAGUUAAUUCGAAUACCAUACGUCGGUGCGAAAUCUUCAUUCCUGAUAGUGCUACCGAAUGAAAAAAGCGGGUUGCAGAGUUUAUUGAAACGGCUCAAGAGAAACCCGAAGUUGCUGGCACAGGCGGUAGACGGAAUGAAGUCGACGAAUAUACAAUUAACCAUGCCCAAAUUCAGAAUCGAGUCCCAAUGGGAUCUAGGCGACCUAUACAGAAAUAUUGGACUGAGUUCGGUAUUUGAUAGACGUAAGUCUGGAUUGACUGGUAUCGUGCGUGAUGAGAAGCUGGCUGUCAGUGCAGCGAUACAGAAGGCCGUAAUUGAGGUCAAUGAGCUGGGAACGAAAGCUGCGGCCUCCUCUGUGGUCGUAAUUUGGAAGUACUUAUUACCGGAUAUCCCUCAUUUUAAAGCCGACCAUCCCUUCCUUUUUUUCGUGCUCUCGGCCAACCAGCAACUGUUCUCGGGAGCAUACGUCGAACCGAAU
Messenger RNA from Iphiclides podalirius (scarce swallowtail), 1257 nucleotides. The record is from the annotation of a GenBank genome assembly. NCBI's taxonomy places the organism in Eukaryota, Metazoa, Arthropoda, Insecta, Lepidoptera, Papilionidae.